AUGGUGCUCCGACAGGAAGGAUUCCCAGAGGACUGGCUCAGUGGCCUCUUGACAUCGGACGUGUGCGAUUUUUCUCGACGAACGCCCCGCGCAGGCAUCGUGGUCGACUGGACAUGUGAGGACAAGACACGGCCCGACUUGCACACCCUUAAGCGUACCUUUGCCAAUCCCAAUUUGCCGCUGGCCUCGAUAGUGAUGCAGCGGUUCCUGCGUGUCAACUUUGUCACGGAAGAACUCGAUAAGGCUGCCGUGCAAGUCCUCAAAUUACGACGUGCAAGCUCUGCCGUCUUCGACUUCGUGAUGGAUAUGUAUGCAAAAGAUAUUGAGAAUUCGAAUGAUGUCAAUACAAACGACACCUCAGACCGAGCAGUGCUAUCUAAGGGCUUGCGAGAGAUUGUGGAUGCUGCCCGGGAGCGGCAGCGACUUGAGGCGAGCGACGCUGCCUCACUCCCAUUCCAAACUAUGAUCAAUAGGGACGACAGCACUAGUGGCGACCUUUGUGGGGACUGGCAGCACUUUCUGGAUCAAAGAGCUGCACGCCAGACGGAGCUGAUUGAACACGGAGGCCGAAACUUUCGAAACUGGAUCAAACAACGCGAGGAAAACCCGCCCAGGUGGAACACCAACAUAUUCACAUGGAGUAGGAUCAUUUCAUCUGGAGGGAAGGAGAUUUUCAUGCGGACACGCGUUGAAAAAAGACGACACGACAACGUCUUCAACGAGUACACCCCCGCUCAAUGUCGAUACAAUGCUCUCGAGAAUGAAUGGGACCUGUUUGAGGAAUUUGCACUGGAAGUCAAGUCGAAGAAUGGUCAGGAUUAUGCGGGCUAUGAGCAUUCAGACAGUGAGGAUGAUGGCUUUGAUCCUUUUGAAGGCUACAAGCACCUUUAUACGGAAUCCCCCCCUCUGGUGCCUCUCCUGGUGCCUCCCCCACCUCUCCUGAACCUGAUGAAGUAG
Molecule: messenger RNA, 957 nt
Organism: Cyclocybe aegerita
Lineage: Eukaryota; Fungi; Basidiomycota; Agaricomycetes; Agaricales; Hemipholiotaceae
Source: the annotation of a GenBank genome assembly